This is a messenger RNA of Danaus chrysippus (African queen), 3489 nucleotides long. The record is from the annotation of a GenBank genome assembly. NCBI's taxonomy places the organism in Eukaryota, Metazoa, Arthropoda, Insecta, Lepidoptera, Nymphalidae.
AUGAAAAUUGCGUUUGUGAAAGGGAAUGCUGCAUUCGCAAAGAAGUUAUACGGAGGUCCAGUUCUAUCAGACACAGAACCUUACAGAACAUUCCCCCUGAAAGAGAAACUUGGUUUCGAUAAUUUCAACAAAGAUUUACAUAACUACAGCCUAGUUUGGAAGCCUGAUGACGGAUAUUCUCUAUUUGCCUUUCAUGGCAAGCUCAAUGAAGAAAUGGAGGGUCUGGAAGCAGGACACUGGUCGAGAGAUAUAACAAAGGCUAAAAAUGGUUUAUGGAUUUUUAGAGAUAGGAAAGCAAAAUUGAAAAUAGGAGACAAAAUUUAUUUUUGGACGUACGUUCUCAAAAAUGGUCUUGGCUAUAGGCAAGAUAAUGGUGAAUGGACUGUGACUGGAUACGUUGGCGAAGACGGGAAUCCAAUAUCUGAAGGGGUUUCUCCUAAUUCGACUUGCGUAACAAGCUCAACGGCAACUCCCAAUUUGCAGCCACCAACUACUUCAAGUGGGGAAGGACCAACCUAUCCAUGUGAGCUAUCACAGUCUCAAGUGUCCGUUCCGGGUUUUGUCUGUAAGGGUCAGCUGCUAUUCGAAGAUAAUUUUAGUGAAGAUAUAGACAAUGGGAAGAUUUGGACUCCGGAAAUUAAAUUUCCCGCAGAGCCGGACUAUCCAUUCAAUAUUUAUUUGUAUGACCAAAAUAUCCAAGUCAAAGACGGUAAAUUGACCAUCAAGCCCAUGACCUUAGAAUCACGGUAUGGGGAAGGAGCUGUUGAUACAUUUUUGGAUCUCACUGAUAGAUGUACCGGCAAAAUUGGAACUGACGAAUGCUAUCGGAGAGCAUUUGGUCCUCAAAUCAUACCACCUAUCAUAUCUGGCAAAGUGACCACGAAGCACAGCUUUGCUUUUAAAUAUGGUCGCAUAGAAGUUGGCGCAAGGAUGCCACUGGGGAAGUGGCUCAUACCUGAAAUACAAUUGGAACCUCGAGAUAAUGUGUAUGGAGCGAAAAGAUACGCUUCUGGACUUUUACGUGUAGCUUGCGUUAGGGGUAAUGUGGAAUAUUCUAAAAAUCUUUAUGGAGGACCCAUAUUGUAUGACUCAGAUCCUUUUAGAUCAGCUUAUUUGAAAGAAAAAGUUGGAUUUGACCAUUGGAGUAAAACUUUCCACAACUAUACUUUGGUAUGGAGACCAGAUGGCAUUUCUCUUUACGUUGAUGGAGAAAGUUAUGGUAACGUUUUACCUGGUGAAGGAUUUGCAGAAGAAGCAAGAAAGAAUAACAUAAAAUCUGGUUCACAAUGGCUGAAAGGAACUUUAAUGGCACCUUUUGAUCAAAUGUUCUACAUCUCUCUUGGUUUAUCGGUGGGAGGAAUCCAUGAAUUUCCCAACGGCCCUAAUAAGCCCUGGACCAAUGAGGGCGUUAAGGCUAUGAUCGAUUUUUGGAAAGCCAAAGACCAGUGGUUCUCCACUUGCGCUCGUCAUUCACUGAUAGAAGCCUCUUCCACAUUACGCCACUGCGAUCCAUCUUUUGCUCUUCUCCUGCCAUCUCCUCCAUCCCAGCUGUUUCCGUCCCAUAAUCUCUUUAAUGAGGUGAAAGUUGGAGCAUUUUCACGAGGUAAAGCAAUUGCAAUGAUAAAUUUCAAUUCUAUAACGUUUUUUCUAUUACUUCUUAUAUUCUCUCGAAGCAUCGCAACACCUAGACCCUUUGAGAGAUAUUUGGACGCACCUUUUUUAAAAAGUGUGUCCGGGACUGUGCCAGCCGGCUUAUUUAUUGCGUGGAACGGAGUGAGACAACGUACAGAUGACCCAGUUUUGGGAUUUAAGAUUAAACUAUGGAUCUUGAAACAAGAAACUAAUAUAGAAUAUGACCUUUUGAAUGCCGAAGAAUAUCCUGGUGAAAUUCAUAACAUAAAACCAACGAAGCAAAUUAAUAUUCUCAUCUACCCUCAGAGUUUUAGGAUCAAUGAAACACUUGGAUUUCCGUGGAAAGAAUUCAUCGUUGAAAGGGAGGAAGAGUAUUCAAAGUCACUUCAUAUUAAAAAUCUGGAUUACAAUGUUGUGUACGAAGUUCGUGUACUUGCUUAUAAAAUAGACCAAGACGGCCCGAUGUCGGAACCAAUGAGGAUAAAGCUGGUGAAAGUGGGAGAAAACUUAGGACACACUAUAAAGAAAACAUCUGUGGGUUGCGAGUUUCUCAUAAAAAGUGAUGAUAGGAUCAAAAUGUUUCAUUUUGAAGCUAAUUUUUAUUCGCCUAAUGGUACAUUCUAUAAAAGUAUCAGGGAAUUUAUUGUUGAGGAAACAAAUGGAUACUGGAUGUACGAGGAUCUGGAGACCCCGUUGAAAGUAGGGGAUACCGUGGUUUAUUAUUUAUUUGUGGCAUUUAAACGUGGAGUAACCGACAUGGUUCGUUGGCUCUUUAAGGUUCCAGGAUACACUGGAAAAGAGAAAGAUGUAGUACAUAAAAAUGAUGUAUUGGAACCUUCGCCUGACGUUUACAAUACUUGUAAAAGAACCGAUACCGUAAUUUUCAAAGGCAAAGCUUGCAGCGGUAACAUGAUAUUUGAAGAUAACUUUGAUACUUUUCGAGAGGACCUGUGGCAGAUUGAACAGUACAUACCCGAUGAUGACCCAUACCAUCCCUUUGUAACAUAUCAAAAUAAACCUUCCAAUCCAACCGUUUUUGUCGAUGAUGGAUUACUGAUUAUAAAACCUAAGCUACCGGGAAAUAUUACCGAAUUUUCCGAUGAAUCUUUUCUAUAUGGAAAAUCUCACUUGGAACACGAGUGCACCAACCAAAUAUGUGCAGACUUACCUGGUAUAUUACCGACUGUACUAAGUGGCAAACUUAAAGCUAAAGUGGCUUUUACUUAUGGGAUUGUCGAAAUUCGUGCCAAGAUGCCUAUUGGCGACUGGCUGUAUCCAGAAAUUCAGUUGGAGUCAUUAACGAAAAAAUACGGCAAAGCAAAUUACUCCUCUGGUCUUUUGAGAAUUGCCUCAGUAUUCGGAAAUGAAGGCUCAAACGAUACUUAUAAUAACAAAUUUUUAGGAGGAAGUCCUUUAUUGAACAUUGCGUGUUUAUCGAGUAACGAAGCCAAAAAAAAGAUAUCAAAUGGAACAUGGUCCGAUGAUUUUCAUAUCUAUUCCUUGAAAUGGACACCCGAUGUCAUAGAACAAUAUGUGGAUGGAGAGAUGUGGAAUCGUUUCCGACAAGGUCGUAAAGGACUUCGGUCUUGGUUGCCCCUAAACUGUCGCAAUAAUUGGUUUGAACUUCUUGGUACAGGAGGCAAGAUGGCUCCAUUUGAUCAUCACUUCUUUUUGACUUUGGGAGUCGCGGCCGGUGGCAUGAUAUUUCCGGAUAACAUGAAUGGAACAUUAGGGAUCAAGCCAUGGCGCAAUAAAGAAAGAAGAGCGCUACAGAAAUUCUGGAAGGACCUCCCGAAUUGGUACCAAACUUGGACCCAACCUUUAUUAAUAGAUUACGUCAAAAUAAGUGCCCUAUAA